CACCCGCCCGCCCGCCCGCGGCAGGGGAACCAAGGGGUCUGGGGAGGAAGCAGCUCCCCGCUGCGUUGUUUUGGGCUCCGAGGGCCGAAAGAGGGAGGGAGGAAGGGCGAGAAACAAACACUACGUAGCGGAGGCUGCGCGCGGCCCUCUGCCUGCGUGCCUACGUGCGUGCGCUCGCUCGCGCGGGCUCAGUGCUGGCGCGUGAGGCGGAGGCGGGCGGCGGCAGCGCCUGCGCGGUCGGGCUCGGUCGAAGGUUCGCAGGGGAGGAGGCGGCGGGAGGCGGAGGAGGCGGCGGCGGCGAUGGAGGUGAAGCGGCUGAAAGUGACCGAGCUGCGGUCGGAGCUGCAGCGGCGCGGCCUGGACUCGCGCGGCCUCAAGGUGGAUCUGGCGCAGCGGCUGCAGGAGGCGCUGGACGCCGAGAUGCUCGAGGACGAGGCCGGCGGUGGCGGGGCCGGGCCCGGCGGGGCCUGCAAGGCGGAGCCUCGGCCUGUGGCCGCGUCGGGCGGCGGCCCGGGCGGGGACGAGGAGGAGGACGAAGAGGAGGAGGAGGAGGAGGACGAGGAGGCGCUGCUUGAGGACGAAGACGAAGAGCCACCCCCUGCCCAGGCCUCGGGCCAGGCCGCACAGCCGCCGCCGGAGCCCCCGGAGGCGGCAGCCGUGGAGGCCGCGGCCGAGCCCGAUGCUUCCGAGAAACCGGCGGAGGAGGCCACAGCCGAGUCAGGUGGGGUGAACGGUGGCGAAGAGCAGGGCACCGGCAAGGGGGAGGAAGAUGAGCCGGAGGAUCGGAGCGGAGACGAGACGCCGGGAUCUGAGGCGCCGGGUGACAAGGCCGCAGAGGAACAGGGAGAUGACCAAGAUAGUGAAAAGUCAAAACCAGCAGGCUCAGAUGGUGAGCGGCGGGGGGUAAAGAGACAGCGGGAUGAGAAGGAUGAACAUGGCCGAGCUUACUAUGAAUUCCGAGAGGAGGCUUACCACAGCCGUUCAAAGUCUCCACCACCCCCGGAAGAAGAGGCAAAAGAUGAGGAAGAGGAUCAGACUCUUGUGAACCUGGACACGUAUACCUCGGAUCUCCAUUUUCAAGUGAGCAAAGACCGCUAUGGAGGGCAGCCACUUUUCUCAGAGAAGUUCCCCACCCUUUGGUCUGGGGCAAGAAGUACUUACGGAGUGACAAAGGGGAAAGUCUGCUUUGAGGCCAAGGUAACCCAGAAUCUCCCAAUGAAAGAAGGCUGCACAGAGGUUUCUCUCCUUCGAGUUGGAUGGUCUGUUGAUUUUUCCCAUCCACAGCUUGGUGAGGAUGAAUUCUCUUAUGGUUUCGAUGGACGAGGACUCAAGGCAGAGAAUGGGCAGUUUGAGGAAUUCGGCCAGACUUUUGGGGAGAAUGAUGUCAUUGGCUGCUUUGCUAAUUUUGAGGCUGAAGAAGUAGAACUUUCCUUUUCCAAGAAUGGAGAAGACCUUGGUGUGGCAUUCCGUAUCAACAAGGAAUCCCUGGCUGACCGGGCCCUCCUACCCCAUGUCCUCUGCAAAAAUUGUGUUGUAGAAUUAAAUUUUGGUCAGAAGGAGGAGCCCUUCUUCCCACCGCCAGAAGAGUUUGUGUUCAUUCAUGCCGUGCCUGUGGAGGAGCGCGUGCGCACUGCGGUCCCUCCCAAGACCAUAGAGGAGUGUGAGGUGAUCCUGAUGGUGGGACUGCCUGGAUCUGGAAAGACCCAGUGGGCACUGAAAUACGCAAAAGAAAACCCUGAGAAAAGAUACAAUGUCCUGGGAGCUGAGACUGUGCUCAAUCAAAUGAGGAUGAAGGGGCUCGAGGAGCCACAGAUGGACCCCAAAAGCCGAGACCUUUUAGUUCAGCAAGCCUCCCAGUGCCUUAGUAAGCUGGUCCAGAUUGCUUCCCGGACAAAGAGGAACUUCAUUCUUGAUCAGUGUAACGUGUACAACUCUGGCCAACGGCGGAAGCUAUUGCUGUUUAAGACUUUCUCUCGGAAAGUGGUGGUGGUCGUCCCUAACGAGGAGGACUGGAAGAAGAGGCUGGAGCUGAGGAAGGAAGUGGAGGGAGAUGAUGUGCCUGAGUCUAUAAUGCUGGAGAUGAAAGCCAACUUCUCUCUGCCUGAAAAAUGCGACUAUAUGGAUGAGGUGACAUACGGGGAGCUGGAGAAGGAGGAAGCUCAGCCCAUUGUCACUAAGUACAAGGAGGAGGCAAGGAAGCUGCUGCCCCCCUCCGAGAAGCGGACAAACCGCCGAAACAAUCGAAACAAGCGAAACCGGCAGAACCGAAGCAGAGGCCAAGGCUACGUGGGCGGGCAGCGCCGAGGCUACGACAACCGGGCCUACGGGCAGCAGUACUGGGGGCAGUCUGGAAACAGAGGGGGUUACCGUAAUUUCUACGAUCGAUACAGGGGAGACUACGAUCGGUUCUAUGGGCGAGAUUAUGAGUACAACAGAUACAGAGACUAUUACAGACAAUACAGUCGGGAUUGGCAGAAUUACUACUACCACCAUCCCCAGGACAGAGACCGAUACUACAGGAACUACUACGGUUACCAAGGGUAUCGGUGAAGCCCCUGCCAUUGUCGCCUGUCAGCCAUGAAGCUGAAUCUCUGGGGGUGCCAAGCACCCCCCAAAACACAACCAAGGAAAACAGGGGCUGCCGGGGUGGGGCUGAGCUGCCGGGGAGGGGCGGUGGGGGGAGGGUGCGCAAGCAGGGGGGGAGGGGGUGGAAACAAACAACAAAACUGUACAUUUUUUUUUAAAGUUUGUUGAAAAGAAUAUUGUCUUAUUCUAUAAAACAUUUCAAACCUAGUUAGAUAUUUGUAAUCAAAAAAACAUUUGCUCAGAAAGCAGCAUUUAGGGCUGCCUGUCCUAUACCCUGCAGUCAGACAGGACGAGAACUGAAAAUGUCACCCUUCUGACAUUCUAAGGCAGCUGGACUGGCAGCCGAGUAAGGGAGAGUGAUGGCGAGGUAGUGCGGAGAGGGUGGGGAGGCGUGUGAGGGCACUCUCCAUAGCAGGCAGGAGCGGGGACAGAGGGAGAGCUUGUGACUGGGGCAGUGAAAAUAAACGAUCAGCUCUUAUCAAUCA
This is a messenger RNA of Physeter macrocephalus (sperm whale), 3071 nucleotides long. It is a transcript of the gene HNRNPUL2, whose product is annotated as heterogeneous nuclear ribonucleoprotein U like 2. The transcript has 14 exons. Gene Ontology annotation, cellular component: membrane; nucleoplasm. Gene Ontology annotation, molecular function: RNA binding; protein binding. The record is from RefSeq and is a predicted model, not a curated record. Lineage: Eukaryota; Metazoa; Chordata; Mammalia; Artiodactyla; Physeteridae. The coding region runs from base 301 to 2550 and encodes 749 amino acids.